AUUUGGGCCUCUCUCUUCCUCUUCCUUUCUGCUAAGACGCAAUUGUAUAGAUCUCUAGAAGUAAAUGGGGAAACACAUCAACACCUGUUUGGUCAGAAUAUUUGACGGUGAUCAAUCGGAAGCAGGGGACGCAAUUGAAUAGAUCUCUAGAAGUAAAUGGGGAAACACAUCAGGACCGGUUUGGUCAGAAUAUUUGACGGUGAUCAAUCGGAAGCGGGGAACCGGUGGGACAGCUCCAGAUUUAAAGGAAAUGCAGCGAUGGCAGGGAAGACUGUAAUACUAACAGGUGGCAACACUGGCAUUGGGAAAGCCACUGCUCUGGAGCUUGCCAGGAGGGGUGCAAGAGUAAUCAUGGCAUGCCGCAACCAAGAGAAAGCUGAACUUGCUAUAAGUGAUAUAAAAAGGGAGACAGGCAGCACUGAUGUGGUGUACAUGCAGUUGGACCUGGGGAGCCUUCAGGCAGUGCGUUCUUUCACUGAGACCUUCCUGAAGACCGAGGCUAGACUGGAUCUGCUCAUUAAUAAUGCCGGUCUUGUGGCGGAUGGGCGCACUGCUGAUGGCUUUGGUAUUGAGUUUGGGGUCAACCACCUUGGCCACUUCCUGCUGACCUGUCUGUUGCUGGACCGCCUGAAGGAGGGCACUGGGGGCCGUGUAGUCACACUGGGAUCCAUGGCCUAUCGCUGGGGCAACAUCGACUUUGAUGCCCUUAUCACUAAUAAACACCUGGGCACUGGGAGGUACAGCUGGCAGUUCUUUCACGCGUACUGCAACAGCAAACUGUGCAAUGUUCUCUUCAACCACGAGCUGGCCAAGAGACUGAAGGGUACCAAUGUCACUUGCUACAGUGUUCACCCAGGAGUAGUGAAAACAGAGCUAUCCCGAAACUGCAGCCUGUGGCAGAGAUUCAUCAUCGAGCCAAUAGCUAGACUGUUGUUCCUGGAUCCAGAAUCCGGUGCCCAGACCACUCUCCACUGUGCCCUCCAGGAGGGUAUCGAGCCUCUGAGUGGACGCUACUUCUUCUGCUGUGCACCGCAGGAAGUGGUUCCCAAAGGCAAAGACGACGCUGUGGCCAAGAAGUUGUGGGAAGUUAGUGAACGGCUGAGCGGUCUGUUUUAGGAAAAGGGGGCAAUGUUACACACUGUGUAAAAGACUGCUUACACUGCUUUUGAUUUGGUGGUUUUUAGAUCUGGGGGAAAAACGCUAAUUGAACACUCAUCAAAAUGGAUCAAUGUGACAAGAAACUGCUCAUACAUUAGCUGAUCUCCUCUUUCACUACACCAUGCAUGUUGGUGACAUCCUGUUUGUGGUGUGUCUUGUAUUGACGAUAAUCAGUGUGCAGUAAGUGUGCCUGUGACAGUUAAAGGUCCAAAGACUUAGGAAGCUCUUGUAGAAACUGUUUGACUUAUUAUAAUAAAAAGAUUCCAAGUGA
Messenger RNA from Coregonus clupeaformis (lake whitefish), 1429 nucleotides. RefSeq names its product dehydrogenase/reductase SDR family member 13. The coding region runs from base 157 to 1116 and encodes 319 amino acids. The transcript is spliced from 6 exons. NCBI's taxonomy places the organism in Eukaryota, Metazoa, Chordata, Actinopteri, Salmoniformes, Salmonidae. The record is from RefSeq and is a predicted model, not a curated record.